Malania oleifera is the source of this 5014-nucleotide messenger RNA. RefSeq names its product receptor-like protein 3. Gene Ontology annotation, molecular function: protein binding. The record is from RefSeq and is a predicted model, not a curated record. The transcript is spliced from 2 exons. The coding region runs from base 51 to 2354 and encodes 767 amino acids. NCBI's taxonomy places the organism in Eukaryota, Viridiplantae, Streptophyta, Magnoliopsida, Santalales, Ximeniaceae.
UUCCAAAAGCAAUUUCUAUAAGAAAUGAAUUGCAAUUUUCAUGACAGUGCAUGAUUGCAAAAGGGGUUACGAGUCAUCAAACAAGAGCCAUGCUUGAGCAUCAUCACCGAUCGCCCAUGUUCUCCAUCUUCCCAUGGAUCUUAUUCUCUUGCCUUAUCCCUCCUUCGCUGAGCUAUGCUUGCAACCAACAUGAUCGGAACUCUCUCUUGUCCAUCUCUCCCAGCUUCUCUCCUCCUCUGAAUUGGCCAUCCAAUGCCAAUUGCUCUCUCUGGGAAGGGAUUGCAUGCGAUCAUAAUGGUUGGGUCGCCCAUAUUUGGCUACCCUCUAGAGGCCUCAGCGGUGGCAUCCCUCCGUCUUUAAGAAACCUUACACAACUCUCUCACCUCAAUCUUUCCCACAAUUCCUUUGCUGGACCACUUCCAGAUGAUUUCUUUUCAUCUUUAAAUCACCUGAAGAUCCUUGAUCUCAGCUUCAACAGACUGCAUGGAGAAUUACCGUCACUUGUUACAUCAAAUGGUUCACCCAUCUCCCUCCAAAUAUUGGAUUUGUCCAGCAAUUACUUUCAAGGGUCAUUAUUCCAAUCUCCAUUUCUUCAGGCAGCAUGGAAUUUGUCAAGUCUUAAUGUUAGCAACAAUGACUUCGUUGGCCUUAUCCCUUCCUCCAUUUGUAGCAAUUCCAGCCUUGUUAAACUCUUGGAUUUCUCUUUCAAUGAUUUCAGUGGCCAAAUCACUCAUGAACUAGGGAAAUGCUCCAAGCUCGAGGUUUUUCGUGCAGGUUUCAACUCGUUAUUUGGAUCGCUUCCAGCUGGCAUUUAUCGCAUGUCAGAAUUGCGAGAAAUUAGUUUACCUUCCAAUCAUCUCUCGGGACCGAUUGGCAGCGAUAUCGUUCAGCUCAUCAACCUCACCGUCAUUGAGCUCAACAACAAUGAACUGAAUGGCAUGCUCCCUCAAAAUAUCGGGAAGCUUUCUAACUUGGAACACCUGCUCCUCAAAAUGAACAAUUUAAGUGGUACAAUACCUCCUUCCUUGUUGACUUGCACCAAUUUGAAAACAUUGAGUUUGUCACUCAACAGAUUAGGAGGUGAUAUCUCCACUUUUAAUUUCUCCAAGCUUCCCAAACUUGUCAUUGUUGACCUUGGCGGUAAUGUCUUCACAGGUCAAUUGCCAGUAAGCCUUUACACAUGCAAGUCCCUGAAAGCAAUUAGACUGGCCAGUAACAUGCUAGAAGGACAGAUCACAUCUGACAUUCUUGCUUUGCAAUCUCUUUCAUUCCUUUCACUUAGUGGACUUAAGUUAACCAACAUCUCAGGGGCAAUCAAAAUUCUAAUGGGUCUGCACAACCUUAGGGUCCUUUCGCUUGCAGAAUGCUUUGUGAAUGAGAUAAUUCUAGAUGAUAACAGCUUAGUUGAUUCAGUUGGAUUUCAAAAUCUUCAAUAUUUGAGUAUAGGCUUGAGCCAACUCGUUGGACCAGUGCCAUCGUGGUUGUCAGAGCUUAGAAAGCUAGAGAUUCUCAUACUAAAAUGGAACCAACUUAGAGGUCCAAUUCCUAGUUUCUUAGGGACUUUGCCAAGACUAUUCUACAUUGACUUGUCAAAUAAUUUCAUUUCCGGAGAAUUUCCACCGGAACUUACUAGACUACCUGCAUUAAAAAUCAAGCAGGUUUCUGAACAAGUUGAUCAAAUUUAUCUCCAUGUGCCUCUGUAUUUUGGCAUCAAAUCACCUCUACAAAGUGGUAUUAGACAAUACAAUAAAAUCUCAAACAUGGGAAAAGUAAUUGAUGUGAGUAACAACAGCUUGAGUGGCAAUAUCCCCAUUGAGAUUGGUCAAUUGGAGUUUCUUCAAUACUUGAAUCUCUCUCAAAACAACUUCUCUGGCAACAUUCCAAAUCAACUGUCCAACCUUUAUAACUUAGAAAAGCUAGACCUCUCCAAAAACAAUUUUUUUGGUGAGAUCCCACAGUCAUUAGAAGGUCUCACUUUUUUAUCAAAGUUUAAUGUCUCAUACAACAAUCUUCAAGGAGCAAUACCAUUGGGCACUCAACUUCAAAGCUUUAAUGCUUCUGCAUAUGAGGGGAAUCCUAAACUUUGUGGCUCCCCAUUACCAUACCAAUGCCAAGCUGUCAGUGUUGAUGAAGAUGGGAGCAUUCAGGAUCAGGAAGAUGGGCAUGAAAUUCCAUGGUUUUAUGUGAGUAUGGUGCUCGGAUACAUCACAGGGUUUUGGGCAAUUUGCGGCAGUUUAUUCUUGAAACCUUCUUGGAGGUAUGCCUAUUUCCAAUUUUUGACAAAUACAAAAGACCGAUUUUGUGCGACACUAGCUGUUUGCAAGGCUAGAGUUUGGAGCAUGAUUCAAACUUAAGUGUUUGUUCUUGAAUCCUUCUUGGAGGUAUGCCUGCUUCCACUUUUUGACAGAUACAAAAAACCGAUUUUGUGUGACACUAGCUGCUUGCAAGGCUAGAGUUUGGAGCAGGAUUCAAACUAAAGCGGUAAUAUUCCUCUUUUUUUUUUUUUUUGCUUCCCUUUCUUCCUAUUUUUUAUUUUCCUAAGAUUCUAUGAACGCUUUAUACACACACAAACACACAUGCGCACGUAGACAUGCACAUUCUUAUGAUUUAUCCAUGGCAUCAAUACAACUAAAAAGAAUCACCCUCGGGUUGUUUCGAGAGACAAUUUUAUUUCAUAUAUAACAGAAUAAAUAGUUUGUAUGUUGGUUCUUUAUCAAAUUCUUCAUGAACCACCCCCACCCCCAGGCCUCCUUUUCUAUUUUGUGUGAGAGCAUGGUUCAAGCAUGCAUUUCAAUUAGAGUUAUAUGAAUUUGAAAAGAAUUUAGAAGCACUUAACAUGACAAAGUCAAGAAUUAAAUUGAAAACUCCCAAACAGAAUACUAGUCUGGUACGUGAUGAAACAAACAAGGCAUACCCAGCUAUAAAGGUGCUUGUAACUUUGGGUGAGUGUUUAGUCCUUACUAUUUUAUUUUAGUAUUGUUGCUUACCCAUUUCAUUGCUUUUUAGUUUGAGAAAAAUUCUCAAAAAAAAAAUCCAUCAUAAAUUAAUUUCAAAAAUAGUUUUGAGAGGGUUUUUAAUCCUUAUGUUUGGUUUGAGAUGUGCCAUUUCAUAAGAAUAAAAUAGUGCUAUUCCUUCAUUCUUUGGCUAUGUGCAAAGGGUAAGCUGGCCACAUCGAACAAUAUUUAUGUGGAAGAUAUAAAUAAAUCCUGUUGUUUUUGCAGCCCUGAUGAGGAGACAGUAGAACACCUAUUUUUUAAAUGUAUAAUUACCGCGGAAAUAUGGAAACACUUGAGGAGUUGGUUGGGCAUGAAAAGGUCCCCAAAAACUCUAAAGGCUCUGCUCUUAAAUGCUUACAUAAGGAAGCAAGGGGUACGGGUGUUCAGACAGCGGCCAAAAAAGUUUGUUUGGCUGCUACAGUUUAUUACUUGUGACAUUUUAGAAAUAAGAAGUUUGAAGGUAAGAUUACUCCCAUUGAGGCUAUAAUAAGAGUGAUUAAAAAUCACACAUACAGAACAGUGUUUGACAAAUUCCCCAUGUUUGUCAAAAUGUGGGAACCUAGUGGUUUGGAAUGAUGCCUGAGAGUAUGUAGAGUCUCCUGGGCAGAGUUGAAUGCAUUUUAGUUGGUUGGAGCAGUUGUGUCUUUCAGCUGCUGUAAUGUUGUUGACAAUGAUGUUUGAGGGAGGUUACAGCUGAUAGAUUUUAUGAAUUACAGAUGCUGUUCUGAUAUGUGGAGGCAGUAGUUGCUGUAGUUUGGUUGUUCUCCUUUAUAUGGAUUGUGGGUGGUAUUGGACUCUGAUUCUGUUUCUGAGGGUGGUGUGUGGGUUUUGAUGGAGAGUACAUUCAAUCUUUAACCUCAGUGGUCUUUUGGAAAUGUGGAGUGCUACAUUUUACUGUGUUGUUUCAAAGUGCAGGAGUAAAUUGUAUUUAUUCCUGCGUCUCUGUUUCUGAGUUUCCAUUUCUGCAGUGUUGAUGCUCUGAUUUUCAAUAUGGGUUUUUCCUGAAAUGCUGUGAUUUAAAGGGGUUAUUGCUCUGAUGAUACUGAAUAUGCAGUUGCUUCUGAUAACUGCUACAACUGUUUAUGGUGUAGUUGAUUCUAGUGGACUGCGGGUUGCAGGUUAUCUGUUCCUAUGCUUGCAGCUCUGUUGUGCUAUUUCCUGUGAUGCUGAAGUUCUCAGUUGCUGUUUCGAAGUUUCAGUGAUGCUUUUCUGAAAUUUCUGAAGUUGUGAUGAAAAGAAGAAAGUAAAAAAAUAACAGUAAAGAAGACUGAAAAUAGAAAAUGAAUUCUACUGCUCUUUGUUCUUUUCCCUGUAAACGGAGAACAGUGUUAUAUAUAUACAUAGGAGAGAGAGUGAAAUAUUCUCUAUAACAAACUUAACAAAAAUAAUAAUAAAAAGAAAAAUAUAAAAUCAGAACAGCCAAAAUCCGUUGAGCUGAAAAUUAUUCUUCAGCGCAAGGUGGUUGAGUAGUGUUGACACGCCCCUGCGAGCCAAACGUGUGAGGAAGAACAGUGAGGCUCGAACGGAGAGAUGCAAAACGAGAAGCAGAUAAAGGCUUUGUGAAGAUAUUAGCGAGUUGAUCCUUGCUUGAAAGAAAAGAGACCUGAAGAGCUCCUGCCUGAAUGCGAUCACAGACAAAUGGUAGUCAACAUCAACAUGUUUAGUUUGAGAGUGCAUAACUGGAUUCAUAGACAAGUAGGUUGCUUUCAAGUUAUUACAAAAGAGAGUUGGAGAUGUGGAUAGAAAAACACCCAAUUCAGAUAGAAGGGAUUGUAACCACAGUAGUUCACAAGUGGCAUGGGCUAGAGCUUUGUACUCGGCCGCUGUGCUGGAUCUGGCAAUAGUGGGUUGCUUCUUUGAGCUCCAUGAAACUAAGUUGCCACCAAAGAAGACGCAGUAACCUCCAGUUGAUUUUCUGUCAUCGGGACACCCUGCCCAGUCUGCAUCUGUGUAGGCAACCAGGGAUAAGUUAUGUGAGGGUUGCAGCAAUAAACCAUAAUGCAGAGUGUGUUUUAGAU